Solea solea (common sole) is the source of this 1204-nucleotide messenger RNA. RefSeq names its product coiled-coil domain-containing protein 89. NCBI's taxonomy places the organism in Eukaryota, Metazoa, Chordata, Actinopteri, Pleuronectiformes, Soleidae. The transcript has 6 exons. Bases 79 to 1197 code for a protein of 372 amino acids. The record is from RefSeq and is a predicted model, not a curated record.
AUCAACAAAACCUCUAAAAAUGUCUUAAUACUACAAAUAACAGCAAGUUGUGUGUAGUUUCCGCGUAUUUUCCGCAUUAUGACAACUCCACAGAGAAAUGAUGACAACUUCAUGAAGUCUACGGAGCAUAUGGACAGUGUUCAAAGGUCAAUGGACAAACUUCUAAACCUCUCCGCUGUGGAUAUGACUGAGACAGAAAUUCUGCGUUCGAGGAUGGAUGAACAGUCAAGUCUGAUCUGCAUACUGAAACAGAGAGCAGAUGAACUGCUUUGUCAAUACCAAGCCUCGGAAAAAAUGAACACAGAGCUGGAGGACAGAAUAAAUGUCAGCCAGAAAGAACUGGACACCAAGAGCAAGAGAGCAGAGUUAUUAGAGAUGAGAUUCAUGGAUCUAGCUGCCAACAAUCAAUCAGUUAUUGCAUUCAUGAAUGAGUACAAAAAUCACAACGCCCAGUUAAAGAUGGAAAACAAACGGCUGCAGUCGGAAAACGACACACUUUUCUCCCAAAAAGUACAAGAUGAAGAAGUGAUUGUGCACAAUCUGAUGCAAGAAAUGAAACUGCUGACAGAGAAUUACACAAAUAAAGAAAAAGAAUAUGGAGAGAAAUUAGCCGAAUGCCAAUCAAGACUCCUGGACGAAGCAACUCGGCAUCAAGCCAAGGAGGCAUCACUACUAGAUCAAGUGCAGGACAGUGAGCAAAAGCAAAGACAAGCUGUAGGGAUGAGCAAAGACAUGAAGCUGAAGCUUGAGAGGGCUGAAGAAAAGUUUGCUUUGAAGGAGACUGACAUGAGAAACAUCAUUGCACACAUUACAGAAGAGAAGGAAAAACUCUUGUCUCUGUCUAUAGAAAGAGGGAGAGUGAUACAGGUAAUUAAAUUUGUUCCAUUUACUAAAACCCCAAAUGAAUCAGAGUAUGUGUGCACAUACAAACUGGUCUUAAUACAGGAGAAGCAAGAGGAAAUCCAGCAGCUGACGAGAAAAUGGAAACAGAAAAAAUCCCACUCUGAGCCGGAUAAUGGGUUUGGAGAAGCUGCUGACCUGGAUGUCAAAGUGAAGUCGCUCCAGUGUGCUCUCCGUGAAUCCAAUACAAACUAUGAGAAGCUUAAAAAGGACUUUGAAGCCUUCAAAGGACACAGUGCCAACCUCCUAACCCGAGAGAGGGAGCUGAAUAAGAAACUUCGCCAAAUGAUGAGCUAAACUGAAG